Molecule: messenger RNA, 2130 nt
Organism: Chondrus crispus (carragheen)
Lineage: Eukaryota; Rhodophyta; Florideophyceae; Gigartinales; Gigartinaceae
Exons: 1
Coding region: 1-2130 (709 amino acids)
Source: RefSeq, a predicted model, not a curated record
AUGACCAGCCCCCGCAUCCCGACGCUGCUGUUGCUUCUUUGCGUCCUCUCUCCCCUCCUUCCCUCCGCGCAUGCCGCGGGCAGGCGCUUCCGCAACAUCGCCACAGACAAAAGCCGCGGCCUCAAGUACAGCCGCACACCGUCGCGCACGCGCCCGGCAUGGUUCCGCUUGCUCAAGUCUUCGCUCACCGAACCGCUGCAGGCCCAGCUCACGCCCUCGUUCCCGUGGGAUGUGCACGGCCAGCCUGGCGUUGCUGUCGGCGAUUUUGAUGGUGAUGGCCUAGAUGAUAUUUACGUCACCAACGGGCCAGGCUCGCACAACUCCUUGUUUAUUAACCAGCUGAAGCGAACGGGGAAGCUCUCUUUUCGCGAUGUCGCGAACAGUGUCGGAGUUGGUGCGCGUACCACAGAUGCGACUGGUGUGUGCUACGGCGACCUGAACGGCGAUGGGAAGAACGAUAUUGUUGUUGUGUCUGAGUUUGACCGCAACAUCAUAUUCCUCAGCACCAACACCACGGUCUUCCGCCGUCUGGACUGGGUCCGCGCCACCGGAGACCGCACGAAGAAGCCGUCCUCCGGGUGCGCCAUCGGUGACGUCAACAACGACGGCCGCCUAGAUAUCCUCGUGUCCAACGGCGUCCCGCGGAAGACCGCCGAGGGCUGCCUUGUCGUCGCCUUCGCCAUGUCCAGCCCUAAUCAGCUCUUCCUCAAUAUGGGGCCGAGAGGCGCCGUGCCGCUUAAGUUUAAGGACGUGUCGCUCACGUCCGGCAUCAACAACUUCGCCACGCCCGACAUUCCACGUGGCAAGUACACCAUGUCGUGGGCAGCGGCCCUCGUCGACAUCAACCUCGACGGGCACCUAGACGUUGUGCUCGCCGACGACCAGUGCGGACUGGCAACCAAGCAGACCGACCCUGCGAACGGCGCCAACCGCGGCUGGAUCCACGUACAGUACGGCGAUGGCACGGGCAAUUUCCGCCCGACAGUACUGUCGCCAAAGAACCCAGCCGCGAACAACCGCGUCGCUGGUGACGACUCGUGGAUGGCGCUCGGCUUCGGUGACUUCAAUUGCGACGGGAAGGUCGACAUCUUCGGCUCCAACGCCGGCGACUACCAUGCCGCCAUGUUCAACCUGUUCAUGGGACGUACGCCGUCCGGCCUCAUCGGGCAGUACUCAUCGCGAUGGUGGCUGGGGACGGGGGAUAACAAGUUUGAGGACGCCUCAAUUGAGGAGACGGGCGCGACUGUGUUCGGAUGGGGUAACGCCGUGUGCGAUUACGAUAACGACGGCGAUCAGGACAUUUUCAUGGUCGGAGGGCUCGACUUUCCCGCGUUUGGCGGCAGCGAUAACCCCAACGUCAUUUACAAGAACGAGGGGUGCACCGGGAAGUUUUCGUACGACACGACGUCGUGGGGCGGGAGCGGUCGGUACCGCAACUACCGGGGGCUGGCCAUCGGCGAUUUUAACAUGGACGGAUACCCGGACAUCGUUGGAGCGUCUGGGUUUGUGGCCAAGGCGCGAUCGCUGACAAGGAUUAUCAACUACUCGUCAGAAUUUGACCAGACGGCCUACUUCACGCAGAUUCUGCAGCGCAAUGAGGAGGCCAAGUGGGUGUGGACGGGCAACUCGCUACUGAAAGGUGACUUGAUGGUGGAUAUAAACCGGGCGACGGAUCGCAGCAAGUGCUGGGUGUCGGUUCAGGCGAUGGGGACACGCGGGAUCUUGGAGGGCGGUAAGGUGAAUCGCGGGGGGCUGGGGAGCACGCUGUUCGUGACUGGGAAGGGGAUGAAAACGGUGACGACGCCGAUCGCCAGCGGAGAGAGUUUUGGUUCGCAGCACAGCCCGCGGCGAAACUUUGGGCUCGGGGCAGCAUGCAAAGGGGACGUCGAGAUCCUGUGGGCCGGUGGAGGACGGAUGAGAUUGUACGGCGUGCAGAAUCGCGAGCGACUGACGAUACCGGAGGUGCCUUGUGAUUUUGCAGGAACUUGGGAGACGGAGGAGGCGUAUGAGGAGUGCGUCGACAGCAGCGUGCGGGCGCUGGUAGGAGCAGGAGUGCUCAAGCGACGGAUGGCGAAAAGGAUAGCAGAGAGCGGGCUGAGGGCGAGGAAGGAAUUCUUGGCACGGAGGUAG